AUGACCUCACCGAAGCCAUCGACGCUUGGGCAUGAUGUGCCGACGGAGUAUAUUCGCACCCUCGACGCAAAGUUGCUGCCACCGCGGGUGGGGCACAACUGGCUCGACCCGGCAUUCCGCAAGGCGCAGGACAAGCCACAACAGCUGGAGGCGGAAUUCCGCGGCAAGCGGGCCUUCGUAUCGCGCGGCAUGUACGAUCAUACUCCACCAGAGGGGCUGGGCCAGACGGCGCAUCAGCUCAUGCACGCCCUGUCGACACGGCGGGCCGAUGAUGCUGCAGGCGACCGGCGGGCCAACUAUACCACGUUGUCAGAUAAGGUACUCCGCUUCUAUGCCUUCUUUACGGAAAAGGCGCCUGAUGGAUGCAUUGAGGAGUACUGGCAUCGCCGCGUUGUGAUCAACUUCUACCCGGAGGACGACACGGUGCUUAUACAGGAGCCGCCUAUCCCCAACAGUGGACUGCGCGGGGGGACGUAUCUCAAGCGGCAGCCGGUGCGUGCCGACCCGCGGCAGCGGGAGGAGUUCCCCAGAGAUGAGUUCUUGACGAUCAAUCACUUCAACGUGGGCCGUGCAGUGCGUAUCAACGCAGUAGAGUUUUUCCUCUACGAUUGUGAUAACUUUACGCGGGAGUUCCUCACCUCCAUCGGCGUCGAUGUUGGUGCCCCAACGAUAUGCCCGGACUCUUCAUUCAUGUCGGACUGGAAGCGGACGCAGGAGCGGAUGCAGUCCGGCAAAUUCGGCAUACUCUCGCAGGACUACCACGGUGACGAGGCGGUGCGUGCGGCCCGCUUCGUGCAGGACAGCGGGAAGGUGUUGCGCUUCUACGGCAUUUUUGAUGAGCGGAAGAAGGUGACAGGCGGAGUUGUGCGCAAGCUGGAGGUACUGUACUUCGUCGAGGACGACUCCAUCGCGGUAGUGGAGCGUCCAACAUCGAACGAGGCGACACCGUCGCUGUUCCUUUCGCGCGGGUGGCUGCCGAAGACGGGCUCUAUCGCAAAGGUGAACGAGCUCACCUUCGCCCACCGCGUGAAUGGUAUGCGGGAACCGUACGUCGGGCCCGAGGGGCACUAUAACGCGCCGGACCUGAACAUUGGUGAGACACUCAACGUCCUUGGCCGCCAAGUGUUUUUGUACGACUGCGACGACUAUACACGGUCUUUCUACGCCCAGGCGCUUGGCAUUACACUCCGCGACGCGGUGGAUUGUCUCGGUGAGUUCGGCCUUCCGCGGGAGUCGAACUUUAUUGCGUUUCGGGCCGGUGCCAUUCCUACUACGGCGCCUGCUCUCGGACCUACUACUGCUGAUGUGGGUGGCGAUUUAGAGAAGCAAGCACCGUACAAGGUGAGGGAUGUACUCCGCUUCCUUCUGCGCUUGGCACCCCCAUGUUCCCUCGCUGAGCGUCAGCGCCGCUUCACCCUUACGUACUACACUGAGACGGAGGAUGCCAUGGUGUAUGAGUCUCGUAUACGAAACUCCGGGUAUAUGGGCGGCUGCUUCAGCCGCCGGCGGCGCCUGCCGAAGAAGUCGGACGACCCCGAUGCGCACUACACCGUUGAGGACAUUGCAUUGGGCAGCGUUGUCGUGGUGAAUGGGCACCGGUUUGAGGUGGUCAACAUGGAUGAACACACAGCGAACUACCUCGCAGGUAAGAAUGCACCGAUUAUGAACGAGGAGAAGCUGGAGCUUCUGAUUGCCUCAUUCCGUCUCUUCUUGGGUACACGCUUCCACAAUUUCAAGGACGCCUUCCUCGGAUUCGACCGAGACAAGGACGGUGUGAUAAGCGUCGCUGAGUUCGUGGAGCACCUGGAGGAGCUGCAGAUCACGGAGCGGCGGAUGGAUGGGCAGGCGCUCUUUGAUAGCAUCGCACAGUGCCAGGAGACGGGUUACUUAACAAUGGAGGAUUUCGUGCGGUGGAUAUCCAAGACUCCAGCCAAAGACAAGGAGACGCAGGACAGGGAGGCCAUUGACGUCGAUGACCGUGCAGUGUGCCGAAAAGCGCUGCGUCAACUCUGCGAGCGGCUUGAGGCGCGGUGCCUCAACAGCGCGCAGAUGUUCCGCCUCGCCUCCACCAUGCCGCGCGCGUACACCGAGCGCAGAGCCGACAUCUACUCCUUGACGAACCCGAACCGCGACUCCUAUGUGACGCCGGUGCAGCUGCGCCGCUGCAUCGAGGACGUGCUUGGCGGCAACCCCACCCCGCGCGAGAUGGACGCGCUGCUGGCGUUCUUCUUCCCCAACCUGCCUCGGGAGGCGUACCGCAGAGUGCGUGAUGUGGGUCUCGACCACGCACUUGAUCUCAAGGCGUUCCAGAAGAAGUACCACGAGAUGGUGGAGCUUCGCCUGCUCGCCGAGAGUGAAAAGGGCGCUGACAGCCAGAAGGGGAGGAGGACGGAAGUGGCAGCGUGA
Molecule: messenger RNA, 2406 nt
Organism: Trypanosoma grayi
Lineage: Eukaryota; Euglenozoa; Kinetoplastea; Trypanosomatida; Trypanosomatidae
Product: EF-hand domain-containing family member C2
Exons: 1
Coding region: 1-2406 (801 amino acids)
Molecular function (GO): calcium ion binding
Source: RefSeq, a predicted model, not a curated record